AAAAAAUCGGCGGUUGCGAAGAUAAAUGACGUUCGAAAGAUAAACGAUUGGCAAAAACUUCCAACGAUGACAGGAUUAGCGUUAAGCUUUUUCACAAAGAUUCACUCCGUGGGGUCAAACUGAUACAGGUGAUGAUACCAAUGUACAUGAACAUGAAGAGUCCUCGUCUUUGAUGGAACACGCCUAAAUGAUUCGCUAGAAUUUUCUUGCUCCGAUAGAAUGAACUUUCCUCCUACAUCGACCUAACGGAGUUGGAAAUUAAACCCACGUACAAUUAUAGGUAUGCCAAAUUUCCUGGGAAAUCGUUGGCGUCUAUUUAUCAUAAACAGUCACACCUUCCAUGGAACAUACAUAACAUUCGUCGAUUUUUUUUCCAGUCUAGCAAUCAGAGCUUGUACGAACGAAAACGCUAUCUGCUAGCAAAAUGUCGAAAAGCUCGUUAGACUUCAGAUCCUCUUCGGGUUCUGGUUCACUUCAUCAUCAUCAUCCGAGGAGGAGGUACCGUUAACGACAAAAUAUCGAAACGGGCGGAUAAAGUGCGAAAACAAAGUUUUUUCCUCCAUAUUAAGACGCACGUCCUGCUGCUGUAGUGCUUGUAUAUAUUUUCCCACCUCGAACUUGCAGGUAGGCGAAAAUUCGUUUUCCAACAUUCUUCCACAUUCAGCGGCAACCGAGGUUUCCCGGCCAUCAGUCGUCCUACUCGUCGAGAUGUGUGAGUGUGCGAGACUAAUGCUAAGUUUGAAGAUCACAUGAAAAAGUGACAAAAAGUGAAGCUGUUAACAACGCGGUGAGUGUGUUCCGGAGGAUGUUUCCAAGCUUCCAAGAAGAUAAAUAUCAAUUGCGAAACAGUGAAAAAGCGAAGAAGGAUCACUUCUCCGGCUUGUGGGUGGCAUCAGCCUCCGCCCAUAUACGCAUUGAAGUUCAGAGGAAGGAAACAAUUCAUGUAGGAAGAAAGAAGUUUCUCGAAAAAGUGUUCCGUAAAGUGGAGUGGCCCGCGCGUGUGUCGGUGUGCUUGUGGGGGAGGGCGUAUGUGAAAAAGGUUGAAUUUCGGAGAGCAGGAUGACGCUACGCAGAAUGUCGUGCUGUAGCUGCAGUUGGAUCGGCGUGGGUCUUCUGGUGCUGUUAAGUGCAGAACUUACGUGUGGCAGCAAUAGGGUUGAAGAUUAUCAGAUACAAAAAGGUGAACUGGUGGGUUCCUCGCGCAAGUUCCGAACCGACUUCCUGCAAGAAUGGCCAACGCCGGGAACGGGGCCGUACUUUGACACCGCAUCGAUUCCAUCCAACAUCACCGGUCUGGUGGGAAAAACCGUGCUGCUGAUCUGCAAAGUGAAGAACCUGGGAAACCGAACGGUCUCCUGGGUUCGCCAUCGGGACAUCCACCUGCUGACGGUGGGCCGGUACACGUACACCUCGGACCAGCGUUUCGAAGCUAUGCAUUCGCCACACACCGAGGAGUGGACCCUGCGGAUUCGGUACGCCCAGCGGAAGGAUUCCGGUAUCUACGAGUGCCAGAUAUCCACGACGCCACCGGUCGGGCACUUUGUCUAUCUUACGGUAGUAGAACCAGUGACAGAGAUUAACGGUGGACCUGAUUUAUUUAUUAAUCGAGGCUCGACGAUAAAUCUCACCUGUAUCGUCAAGUACGCUCCGGAACCCCCGCCAGCCGUCAUCUGGAAGCACAAUCGGGAUGAUAUCAACUUCGAUUCGCCCCGAGGCGGAAUCUCGCUGGUGACGGAGAAGGGUGUGCUGACCUCCAGCCGUUUGCUGGUGCAGAAAGCGAUAGCCAGCGAUUCCGGAUUGUACACAUGCGAACCCUCCAAUGCCAAUCCGGCCUCGGUCCGGGUGCACAUACUGAAUGGAGAACACCCAGCGGCAAUGCAUCACGGCAUGUCGACCAUCCUGGCCGGACCGAGCUUAGUGGUGUUUGUGCUGUCCUGUAUACUACUCUACUAUCAUCACAGCAUCCGGUGGAAGCAUCUGUUGACGUAGUAAUUUCUAGAAAAACCGUCGCUAUCGUCAUCUAAUCUCCUACUAUACUUUCACCGUCAAACUUUUGUACAGUCACCAAUAUGAGAAACGAAAACAGAACUAAAUUUCACCAAACAAAAAAAAACAAAGAAAAACCGAUAAACUAGACAAACAACAGUAUCUCCACCACUUCAAAUCUAGGGUAACAUACACGAGAAAGGGAUCACGGGGAACGUUUCCGUGGGUAAACAUAGAAGCAGAAGGUGAUCUGUUGAACAUCCGUUUAGAUGUGUCAAAAAUCUAAUAGUUGAAGAGUUAGGUUAAUUAUUAAAAAACAGAUUUUUAUAUAUACAUGUACAUUACAAUUCGAACGGAGUGUGGCUGAGGAGUGCGACCUGUCAAUGGUGGUGGUGGUGUGCGUGUGUAAGUGUUCGCGGAUCAAAGUGAAACGAGUGAAAACUCGCACAUGUUGGUUGAUAAUUAGUUUAUCAUUUUAAUCAGUUGUAAAAUCGAAUUAAAAUCGCUAAACAAAGGUUGAAUUAUACGCCGAAACGAUAUAUUGGAUUGAUUAAUUAAAUUGAAAUUACCAAUAAGGGUCCCCUUUUUACUCGGGUUGGUUCACUGAAGCGUGCGGCAGGUAGAAUGAUUGUUCUCGCGUGUAGGUAUGUGUAUUCGGUGGAUGGGAGGGUAGGGCUGUAAUAUUAUUCUGAUUGGUGGGAUUUCAAUUGAUUUGGAGUUUGGUUCAAUCAGUACGUAGCUAGGUGAGAGGACGCUUGAUGUGAUACGAAAAUUUACCGAUAGUUGUUCAAUUCUUGUCAUGUGGCGAUUGCACGGUGUUUGAUUGUGCUUUUCUUUGAAAACAGCACCAUGAUUGCAAACAAUUUAUUUUUACAAUUGUAUACAUUCUAAUCCCGAAGAUUGUUUAAAAAGAACAAUAAUUUUAAUGUUAUGUGCAAAUCGGAGUGCGGCCUUGAAAAUA
Molecule: messenger RNA, 2947 nt
Organism: Topomyia yanbarensis
Lineage: Eukaryota; Metazoa; Arthropoda; Insecta; Diptera; Culicidae
Product: zwei Ig domain protein zig-8-like
Exons: 7
Coding region: 1060-1989 (309 amino acids)
Biological process (GO): synapse organization
Cellular component (GO): neuron projection membrane
Source: RefSeq, a predicted model, not a curated record